Messenger RNA from Momordica charantia (bitter melon), 2602 nucleotides. RefSeq names its product Protein kinase superfamily protein (gene ACDO1). The record is from RefSeq and is a predicted model, not a curated record. Lineage: Eukaryota; Viridiplantae; Streptophyta; Magnoliopsida; Cucurbitales; Cucurbitaceae. Gene Ontology annotation, biological process: protein phosphorylation. Gene Ontology annotation, molecular function: protein kinase activity; ATP binding.
CCACUUCAGCCGCGAAUUUUGUGUUCUUAAUCCAAUAGAAAAAGGUAGCUGUACCGUACACGUAUGGUUCAAUUCAACUAUCCAUGGCCGAAGUAUUUUUGUGGAGGGGAUCAAUUACCGAACUCUCGUUUUGUGGCUCUAUCGAAGCGCACGAAUCUCGAAGAUGAAUUAUCCACUUUAACUGAUUUUUGAAGUUGAUCGUUCGCUGUUCCUCUCCGGCGCCAAGCUCAGUAACGCCGUGUUUCUUCUAAUUUGUUUUUUUCCGAUUUUAGGGUUUCGAUUUUUCGUUUUUGGACAUGGAUUUUGUCCUCGCGAACUGCACGCAUGGCGUCUCGGUUUCUGCUGAACAACGCAGCUUCAGAGGUCGGACACUGUCGAAUUGUAGGAUUAGGUUCGUGCGAGGAAGGAACAAGAGGCUUUCUGUGGUUAGGAUUUCUAAUUUUGCUGCAGACGUUUCCGGCAGUAGAACUGCAGCGAGUGGAAGGAGUGAUGGUUCCAGUGAGGGUAAGGACUGGCAGGUGCCCAAAUCUAGUACUGCCUUGGAGUUGCUCGACAUCGAGCGUGGUGUUUGCAUACCAUUUCGCAAGUAUUCUCCCGAGACAGUGAGAAAUAAGGUGUUGGAAUCCAGAGGAGCAGUCUUGUCACUCAUUUCGCGUGGUGUAGAGAUAGUUUGGAGUCUGGGAUUGUACUGGUCCACAUUGAUGUAUGACUGCUUUGUAGGAAGGGAUGAAGAAGUUGUUCCGUUUCGCGCUCAGCAGCUUAGAAAUCUAUUGUGUGAUUUGGGACCUUCGUUUAUUAAAGCUGGUCAGGUCCUUGCCAACAGACCUGAUAUUAUUAGAGAAGAUUAUAUGAAUGAACUUUGCAUUCUUCAAGAUGAUGUUCCUCCUUUUCCUAAUCAGGUUGCAUUCAAUAUCAUAGAAGAGGAAUUGGGCCGUCCUCUUGAAGCUGUUUUUAGCAAAAUUUCAUCACAGACAAUAGCAGCAGCAAGUUUGGGUCAAGUUUACAGAGCUACACUACGAGAUUCUGGCGAGGAUGUUGCUAUCAAGGUUCAAAGACCCAAGAUAGAGCCUAUAAUAUAUCAGGACCUUUUUCUCUUUCGUACACUUGCUUCUUUCUUAAAUGGCAUCAGUCUACAAAAACUUGGGUGUAAUGCUGAGCUCAUAGUCGAUGAAUUUGGUGAGAAGCUAUUGGAGGAGCUUGAUUAUACUUUGGAAGCCCGUAACCUUGAGGAUUUUCUUGAAAACUUCAAAAAUGACCCCACAGUUAAAAUUCCUCGUGUUUACAAACAACUUUCUGGUUCACGAGUUUUAGUGAUGGAAUGGAUUGAUGGUAUCCGCUGCACUGACCCACAGGCUAUUAAGAAUGCUGGCAUUGAUGUUGAUGGAUUCUUAACAGUUGGAGUUAGUGCAGCAUUGCGGCAAUUGCUAGAAUUUGGGUUAUUUCAUGGUGAUCCCCAUCCUGGAAAUAUUUUCGCAAUGCGAGAUGGACGUAUUGCUUAUGUGGAUUUUGGCAACGUUGCCGUGCUCAGUCAGCAAAACAAACAGAUCUUAAUCGAUGCCGUUGUGCAUGCUGUAAAUGAGGAUUACGCUGAAAUGGCAAAUGAUUUCACUAGGCUCGGGUUUCUGGCCCCUGGAACAGACGUUGCUCCUAUCAUUCCGGCAUUAGAAGCAAUUUGGCAAAAUUCUGCUGGGAAAGGGUUAUCUGAUUUUAAUUUCCGAAGUGUCACUGGAAAGUUUAACCAGUUGGUUUAUAAUUAUCCUAUCCGAAUACCUGAAAGGUUUUCUCUUGUUAUUCGAUCUCUACUGACUCAAGAGGGAAUUUGUUUUACUCUCAAGCCCGACUUCAAAUUUCUUGAGGUUGCAUAUCCAUAUGUGGCAAAGCGCCUUCUGACAGAUCCGAACCCCGCUUUACGUGAACGCCUCAUUCAGGUUUUAUUCAAAGAUGGAAUGUUCCAGUGGAAGCGUCUUGAAAAUCUCAUAGUGCUUGCUAAGGAGAACGUAAUCAAGAUGAGCAGCAAUCCCGCAUUGCAAAAGAAAGACCUGCAAGGUUCAAGACAAGUUGAGAGGAAGCUUGACCUCAAAGAUACAAUCAAAGACGGGGCUCGCCUUUUCCUCCUUGACGAAGGAAUCCGUCGACAGCUUCUUCUUGCUUUGACCGAAGACUCGCAGCUUCAUGUUCAAGAGCUCGUGGACGUCUACAGAUUACUCGAAGAUCAGAUAGACAUACCAUCAAUGGCUUUGGAAGUAGCCCGAGAUUUCCCAUCAGUUGUCCGGGACCUCGUGCUUGCUUGGAGCGAUUCCGUUCUAUCAGACAGAUAAAAGAUAGCCUUAUUUAGCCACCUAUAGAAAUACAAUUUCAGUUCAUACGGAAAGCUAGUACCGAAGAUGGCUUUCUGCCGUUAUACAUUAUAAGCAUUAACCAAGAGCAUUUGUAAAUUACAGGGAGGUAUUUUAUCUUUACAGGCAUAUCAUAUAUUUGUAUAGAAAAUUACUUUCGAGUAAAAAAGGGAUUCUUCUCUGAGGAACUAAUUUUAGCCUUUUUCUUGUGCAAGAAAAUGUAUUUUUACACUGGAACUGAAAGGCUAAAUUAAUGUUUCAGUCUA